GUGUGCUCACAUCCACAUGUGUGUGCUUCUUCACAUAGCUAGGGUUUGUUAGCUAGGUCUAUAAAACAUCGCCAUUGCUGCUCAGCUAGCAGCCACGAAGACAAAGUCAGAGGUCACACAGCUCAUCGUCUCGAGCUACCUAGCUGGAAGAAGAAGAGGAAGAAGAGGAGGAGGAGCUCGUCGGAGUUUAGUUGGUGAGUUCGCCGGAGAGAUCGAUCAUGGAGAAUCUGAAGGCGACGGAGCUGAGGCUCGGGCUGCCGGGGACGGAGGAGGAGGCGGCGCCGCCGCCGUCGACGCCCAGGGCCGGAAGCAAGCGCGCCCUCGCCGGCGAGCCUGAUCAGGCCAAGAUCAAGCCCGCCGCCGCCGCCAAGGCGCAGGUGGUGGGAUGGCCGCCGGUGAGGUCGUACAGGAAGAGCUGCCUCCAGCCGACGACGACGACGACGAAGAGCAAGCCGCCGCCGGCUGCCGCGGCGGCGGAGACGCAGCAGAAGGAGGAUGUCGCCGGCGCCGGUGGGCUGUUCGUGAAGGUGAGCAUGGACGGAGCUCCAUACCUGAGGAAGAUAGACCUCAAGGUGUACAAGGGCUACCGGGAGCUUCGCGAGGCACUGGAGGCCAUGUUCCUCUGCUUCUCCGGCGGCGCCGCCGCCGACGCCGCCGUCAACCCGUCCGACUUCGCCGUCACCUACGAGGACAAGGACGGCGACCUCAUGCUCGUCGGCGACGUCCCAUUCGAGAUGUUCAUUAGUACGUGCAAGAGGUUGAGGAUCAUGAAGGGGUCUGAAGCAAGAGGCCUAGGAGCAACAAGGGGUUAAAAACUGAACAACAACAAGAAGAAAUCAUCAUCAUGUGUGCAUGAGCAAUUCUUUUGUUCUUUUUGGGUUCUCCAAGACAUGCAAUCAUCUCAUCUCCUCAUUGCAACCUUCAAGAAAGAGAGAGAGAGAAAGAAAAGGAAAGCAAAAAAAAAAAAGAUGCAGUGAAAAAAAUAUGUGAAGCUUAAUUGGAGUCAUCAGAUUGCAAAGCAUGCAUGCAUGUGUGGAUGUGUGGCUUUAAUUUGUUUUUUUCCUCUUAAUUAGGUGUUAGAAAACACAGAAGGAAUGGAGGUUCGAGUUGAGCCUCCAUGUGUGUUUGUACAAAGCAAACAUCUUUUUUCUUUUACAUGAAUGGUUGAUUACUUUUGUAACUGGAGGGAAGAAGAAUGCAUGUAUGCAUGGGCUGUGUGUACUUCUCCCUCUGGCUUCAAUGCUUUGAUUUCCAUCCAGAUUAUCAUCAAUUUGCAAGAACGGCAGAAAAUUACUUCUGCAUCGUUCAUUAUGGUUAA
This is a messenger RNA of Oryza sativa Japonica Group (Japanese rice), 1318 nucleotides long. The record is from RefSeq and is a predicted model, not a curated record. Lineage: Eukaryota; Viridiplantae; Streptophyta; Magnoliopsida; Poales; Poaceae.